This is a messenger RNA of Effrenium voratum, 2274 nucleotides long. The record is from the annotation of a GenBank genome assembly. NCBI's taxonomy places the organism in Eukaryota, Dinophyceae, Suessiales, Symbiodiniaceae.
AGCCGUGGGGCCCCACCCCCCGCCGCCGCGACUUCGACCUUGGACUCAGAGAGGCUCUGAAAGAGGUGCCAUGAAGCGAGCUGCUGCUUGGCUCUUCGGCUCGGAGGAGGACCGGCAACGGGAGUUGCUGGUGGGCGAAGUGCUCCAGCGCUUGAAGCAGGACCACAGCUCGGUGCAGGGGGACCUCCUGGAACUGCCCCAGUUCCGCAAGCCCGAGGCGCUGCUCGCGCACAUGCGAAGGAAGCAGCUCUCAGAGGGCGACGCGGAGUGGAUGGAGUUGCUCAGCUUGGCGCUGGAGAAGCGCACGCAGGACGAUUUGAAGCGACUCACCAUCCUCAUGGCGAAGAAGAGGCAGUUCUUCGAGUACCUGGUGCAGCACUUCCAAGCGCUUCACGUCCAGCAUACGCUGGACGACAUGGAUCUCGAUGCCGUCCUUCAGCUGUACCAGGUGAGCAAGCAAGGCCCAAGCGACGUGUCUUCCUCGAAGCGCCGGCGGAUGUCACGCGCUUCGAAGGCCGGCCCUGGCGCCUGCGGCCCGGUGGGUCUCAUCGCGGAGAACCUGCAGAAGAAGCUGGAGGUGGAGAUGGAGCAUGAAUCGAGCCGGGCGGGCACUAUAUGCCUUUUGCGGGAUGUGGUGGUGCACCGGUACCAGAUGCUGCCGAAUGAAGCCCACAUCACCCGCCUGGUGGAUCUGAUCGAAAGCUUUGGGCGAGACAUGGACUUGGAGCCCUGGGCGGAGACGGCGGACCUCGCGGUGCUGCAGCAGGUGCUGGGCCGAGGCACGGCGGCGGAGUCGCUGGGCGCCGUGGCCGCCGUCGUGGGGCGGCGGUGCCUGGCGGCGGGGCAGGCGCUGGCGGCGGCGGCGGCGUACCGCCAGCACUGGCAGUGGACGAAGGAGCCCAGCGCGCGGGGCAAGCUACUGGAGGUGCUGCUGACUUGCCUCGAGGAGGGGCAUGAGUGCCUGGACGACGGGGAGGUGGUGGCGCUCUUGUCGGCAGAGCACCGCUGGGACACGCUCGUGGAGCUGCGCUCACGGCUGUCGCUGGCCGGGCGAGAAUUCACGGAGAAGACACAGCUCCCGCUGCUGGCGGAAGCCUUGCUGGGUGCCGGGGAGGUGCAGGAGGGCAGUGGCUUCUUGGUGCGCUUGGCGUGUCACCUGGAAGCCAAGGGCCGCAAGAAGGAGGCCUUGAGCCACUUCCGCAAGGCUUUUGCGGUGGAUCCGGACAACAUGGAGAGCCAGGAGGGCAUGUGCCGCCUAGCGGUGGACUGUGGCUGCGUGCAAGACGCCGCCACGGAGCUCAUCCUUCCGGUGCUGAAGUUUGACACGGCGCAGGCGGCCCUGGUGGCGGAACGGCUGCGAAGGGCGUUCUCCCUGCUCACGAAGCACACCGACCGCGCGGUGCGCCGGGCCAGCGCGCCCUGCGCGCCGGCGCCCGGCACGCCCGGCACGCCCGCGCCGACUCCGACGGAGGCGGAGAAGGAGGGGUACUCCACGCCCGCGCCCGGGCCAAGAAUGGUCUACCGCGCGGUGCGCCGGGCCAGCGCGCCGUGCGCGCCGGCGCCCGGCACGCCCGGCACGCCCGUGCCGUCGGAGUCGGAGAAGGGUGGGUACUCCACGCCUGUGAUGCCGGUCUAUGAUUCCUUGCUCGCCAGCCUGGUGGGGGAGGACAAGAGCGAAACGAGCCAGAGCCAAAGCAUUGGGUCUUCGUUUCUGCCCAGCGUGCACUCCUGGACGCAGCAGGUGCCCAAGCUAAGGGAGCGGUAUCCGGACAAAGUCCCGGCGGUUUGCUUCCCGGCGCUGGACCCCAACGAGGAGCCCUCGCCGGAAGUGAUGAAGCCCGUGAAGUUCCUGCUGCCCAAGGAAACCACCUGCACCGCGCUGAAAGGAGUUUGCAGAGAAAGCUGGCAGAUGUUCCGGAGCAAGGCCUGCGCUCCAUCCUGGGCUGCGGCUCCGAGGUCAGCAAACCCAUCCACCACGCCGAGACCGCCGGGGCGCUCUUCGAGAGCGCCACCAGAAGGACCAAUGCCUGCAGCUCAGAUUCACCGCCGACCACAUCGCGGGCCGCCCGAGACUGGAGCUCUUUCUGGCCUGAAGGCCUGAAGGUGAACUUCCUUGAAAAGGGUGAUGCUGACGGUGGACAUCGGGAACCCUGACGUCGGUAUUGCAGGCCAAGCCUCCGGACGACGAAUGCCAUGAGCUGCUGCUCAAGCUCGGCAGUUCCGCGGAGCAACCCCCCUGCAAAUUUACAACCCGGUUAUUUCGGGGGUGCCCCA